AUGCAGGGAAGUUUUCCUCGACCAUCCAUGUCCAUGGAUAUGACCGACGUGGAGAUGGAAGCGAGCAGUUCAAGAAGCAGCAGAAGCAGCAGUAGCAUCAACAGCUCAGAUGUCACGCUUGAUUAUUAUGAAGAACGCACACCUUCUAUCAGCAGAUGGAGACUGCUUGUCCUGACACUACCGAACUUUGGCAUUCAAGUACUCUGGCUUAUCAUGAUGUCUUACGGCACGCCUUACAUGACUACUCUUGGUAUACCAAAUUCGAUCACAACGCUGGUAUGGCUCUCAGGACCUGUCAGUGGCGCACUGGUUCAGCCACUAUUCGCAGCCCUCUCGGAUGGCACACGACAUCCAUGGGGAAAGCGCAAGCCGUAUAUCGCUGGUGGUGCCAGCUUCGUUUCACUCUCGCUCCUUGGCCUCGCAUGUGCUGAGGAUAUGUCAUCCUGGCUCACAAGCACGUCGUCUUCCCACAAGCACAUAUAUGCAAUGGGUCCACCCAAGGCUAGCGCAUUGACGAAAAUACUUGUCGCAUUCUGGGUUUGUGCGCUCAACAUUGCCAUCCAGCCGCUUCAGAACGGGGUGCGCGCCCUCAUUAUCGACAGCUGCCCCCCGCACCAGCAGAGUACCGCAGCGGCGUGGAGUGCGCGCUUCAACGGUCUGGGUGCUGUGGCCAUUUCGGCGUCCGCUUUUGCUGACGUCGAGGCGUGGGCGCCGGUACUUGGUGAGACCAAGUUCAAGGCGCUGUGCGUGCUGGCGGUACUCGCACUCGGUGCUGCCAUUGCACCAGCAUGCGCUUUGGUACCGGACGAGCCCAGCAGGGAGGUUGACGCGCGCCAUAGAGCAGUGAGUCUGUUUGCACGUCUCUGGAGGACCGCCGGGAAUCUUCCACCAGUGACAAGGCAGGUGUGCAAGGUGCAGUCAUGCGCCUUCACGGCUUGGUUCUCAGUGUUGUACUACUCCACCACCUACGUCUACCAGACCUUUGUCAUCGACCAACACGUCCACCUCGACCCUGACAUCUUCGGUGCUGCCGAUCCUCGUCUCAUCGACAUGGGCAAGCAUGCGGGAACCCGUGCCUCGCUCGUUUUCGCCUGUGUCACCUUCGCUUCGUCCCUCAUUCUACCGCUCAUCGCCCGCCAUUCAGUGCUCCAGCAAAUCUCCGGUCACCACGUGCUGGUAGUGACAGUAUGCGGACUUUCGCUUGGCCGUAUCUGGUACCUUGCACACUGCCUGUUCGCUGCGUUGAUGUUUCUGACUUGUUUCGUCUACACCGUGCCCGCCGCCACUAUCAUUGUCGGCGCACUUGGCGUUGCCUGGUCCGUCGCGUCAUGGGCACCGUACGCGCUGAUUAGCACUGAGAUUGCCAGUCUGAAGGCUCGAAGGGAGGGGGGAGAUGGUUCAACGGAGAAAGAUAUGGGAAAUUGGACGGAUGAGACCACGGCAGGUAUCAUGGCCAUUCACAAUAUGGCCGUUUCCUUGCCGCAGAUUGGCGCAGCGCUGGGGUGCACUGUGCUGUUCAAGCUCGUGGAGAUUUCAAAGAGGGACGAUCCGGCCGCGUUUGCUUUCAAGUUUGCAGGUAUUAUGGCAGUGGUAGCGGCGUGGAUGGGGAGAUCUUUGUGGUGAUCAUGAAAACAGGAACUUGACUGCGUAGAAGCACAGCAUAACAUUAGUCUAAUGAAUCUAUGAAUCUAUGAAUCUAUGAAGCAGGGCAAUAGAAGAGCAAUU
Messenger RNA from Pyrenophora tritici-repentis Pt-1C-BFP, 1725 nucleotides. Its product is annotated as MFS-1 multi-domain protein. Gene Ontology annotation, cellular component: plasma membrane. The record is from RefSeq and is a predicted model, not a curated record. Gene Ontology annotation, molecular function: sucrose:proton symporter activity. NCBI's taxonomy places the organism in Eukaryota, Fungi, Ascomycota, Dothideomycetes, Pleosporales, Pleosporaceae.